Messenger RNA from Dunckerocampus dactyliophorus (ringed pipefish), 10147 nucleotides. It is a transcript of the gene cux1b, whose product is annotated as cut-like homeobox 1b. Gene Ontology annotation, cellular component: Golgi membrane. The record is from RefSeq and is a predicted model, not a curated record. Gene Ontology annotation, molecular function: DNA binding; DNA-binding transcription factor activity, RNA polymerase II-specific. Lineage: Eukaryota; Metazoa; Chordata; Actinopteri; Syngnathiformes; Syngnathidae. Bases 77 to 4231 code for a protein of 1384 amino acids. The transcript has 23 exons. Gene Ontology annotation, biological process: intra-Golgi vesicle-mediated transport; regulation of DNA-templated transcription.
UUUCCGCUCCACUCCACUGAACUCCAACCCCCGCGCGCUCUAUCAGCAUCUCAUUCCUGUCUCAAUAUGUCUCAAGAUGGCGGCCAAUGCAGGAUCGAUGUUUCAAUAUUGGAAGCGCUUUGACUUACAACAACUACAGAAAGAACUCGAUGCCACCGCCACACAACUCGCUAACAGACAGGAUGAGAGCGAACAGUCCAGAAAGAAGCUCAUUGACCUGAGUCGCGAGUUCAAGAAGAAUACACCAGAGGACUUCCGGAAACAAGUUGCUCCUUUGCUCAAGAGCUUCCAAGGAGAGAUCGAUGCCCUCAGUAAGAGAAGUAAAGAAGCAGAGGCCGCCUUCUUAAACGUGUACAAGAAAAUAAUUGAUGUCCCAGAUCCCGUACCUGUGCUGGAGCUGGCUCAGCAGCUGCAGCUGAAGCUUCAAAGGAUGCACGACAUUGAGACGGAGAACACCAAACUUCGAGAGACACUGGAGGACUACAAUAAAGAGUUUGCAGAGGUCAAAAACCAAGAGGUGACCAUAAAGGCCUUGAAAGAGAAGAUCCGCGAGUACGAACAGUCGCUGAAGAAUCAAGCAGAGAACCUGGCACAAGAAACACAGCUCCAGCUUCACAACGACUAUGCAGAGAAGGAGAGGAAACUCCAGGAGAGCCAAGAUUCCAUGUCGUCACGGUUGGAAGAGGCCGAGCACAAGGCCCAGUCCCUCCAGACAGCACUUGAAACAACUCAGGCCGAGCUCUUUGAUUUGAAGACAAAAUAUGACGAGGAAUCCUCAGCAAAGGCCGACGAGAUUGAGAUGGUGAUGACAGACCUUGAAAGAGCCAAUCAGCGAGCUGAAGCAGCACAAAGAGAGGCUGAGUCACUGCGGGAGCAGCUGUCCUUGAGUAACCAAUCCCAGCGAGCUGCCAGCCCGACCAAGGCCGACCCCGACACGGAACAGGCAGCAGAGGUGGCAUCCCACUCAAGUCUAGAGGUGGAGCUCAGGGCCAAAGAAAGGGAGACUGCACAGCUGGUGGAAGACGUCCAGAGACUGCAGGCCAGCCUGACCAAACUCCGAGAGACCACCAGCACCCAGAUCACACAGCUGGAGCAGCAGCUUAGCAGCAAGACAGCCGUUCUCAAGGAAGUGGAGGAGAAACUUCAAAAGCAGGCAGACUAUGAGGAGGUGAAGAAGGAGUUGGGUAUUCUGAAGUCAGUGGAGUUUGGAACAUCAGACUCCGUCCAGGAUUCAUCCAAACCUCUGGAGGUGCUGUUGCUGGAGAGGAACCGUAGUCUUCAAUCUGAGAGUGCUGCACUGCGCAUAGCCAACACGGAGCUCAGUGGGCCAGCCGGGCGGAAAGGGACAGAAGAGUCGACACCCAAGGAGGAAACCAGCGACCCCUCUUCUUCGCCCCCUCCUCCCCCUCCUUCUCUCCCUUCCUCCUCGCAGCCUCCCCUGUCUCGCACUCACACGGAUGCCCUCAACACUGCCACCACCACCAGCAGCGGGGAAACGCACCCAUUCACUCCUACGGGCAUUGGACAGGACUUCUACUCUCCAGUCUUCCCGCUGGUGGGUGGUAAGAUGGCUUUGAACUCCUUAAUCCAGCGGCAGCUGCUCCAGACCUUCUACUCCAAAGCAUUGCAAGAGUCGUCUGGGAUCCCCAGUGGGGCUCUACUGUUCACCCCCUUCACUCCGACCCUCAGCUCCAUCCCUACAUCCACCCCCGGCUCCGGGUCUGCUGCCAUCCCUCUGGCGGCCAGUAGCCCUCAGCCACCCCCAGCCAGCCCAGACAUGGCUCCUGUUAACGGGAGCAGCACCGCUGGCAGCGCCCCCUCGCCAUCCCCGAGCCACUCCGACGCCACCACAGGGAGCGUUUUGGAUGGGGAGGACAUGGACACAGCAGAGAUCGCUCGGCAGGUGAAAGAGCAGCUGAUCAAGCACAACAUUGGUCAGCGUGUGUUUGGCCACUACGUGCUGGGACUCUCCCAGGGUUCAGUCAGCGAGAUCCUGGCCAGACCAAAGCCGUGGAACAAACUCACCAUCCGGGGGAAGGAGCCCUUCCACAAGAUGAGGCAGUUUCUGGCUGAUGAGCAGAACAUUCUUGCUCUACGCAGCAUCCAGGGACGGCAAAGAGAGGGCUCAGGCCAGCCCCAGCUUAGCCGAGUGUUUCAGGAUGUUCCGAAGCGGAGAACCCACUCCAAUACAGCUUCACACACAGGGAACAUCACUGCUCGUGUCCGAACUCCAGAUGCCGGUUCAGAUGAGGCCAUCAAGUCCAUUCUAGAGCAGGCCAAAAGAGAGCUGCAGGUGCAGAAAGCCGAUUUGUCCCAUGUACAAACCUCAUACGUAGGCCUGAAAGGAGGGGGUGGAAGCGGUAUAGGAGGAGGUGGGGGCAGCGGGUCAGAUGAGGCAAUCCGCUCCAUCCUGGAGCAAGCUCGCCGAGAAAUGGAGGCCCAGCAGGCUGCUUUGGAGCCCAUCCUCAAAGCAUCAUCUUCCUCAUCCUCCCUAGUGUCACUGUCUCAGAGAGACCUCAUGAGUUCACCGCUUACUGCUCCCCUCCCCCCAUACAAUCCCCUGGCACUGUCCCUCAAGAAGCCCCCCAGCUCUCUGUUGUCCUCGCCCUCCUCCCCGUCACCAGUGUUGGACUUCAGCUCCAGCGUGAAGAGGGAAGGCAGGUCCUCUUCAGGGAUUGAUGCGACAACGGAUGGAGCUCUACGGCAGGGUCGGACCUCCGAGGGGUCAGCACGCUCAGGAAGUGGUGCUGCAGGAGUGGGUUACUGGAGAGAGCAGUGGUGGAGCAGCAUGCACACGGACCACCGCAGGCCUGCAGCAGGAGAGGAGAACCACAACCAGGAAGACUCCAAAGAGGGAAUACUGAGUGACAGUCUGUCUCGAAACAAGCCAUGGAACAAGCUGAACCAGAGGAACCGGGAGCCAUACCUGCGCAUGCAGCCGUGGCUCAAUGGAGACCAGGGACAAAACGCACACAUCCAACAAGCUCAGAACCAAGAGGGUACACCCAAAACGUCAGCAAGCUGUAGCCCCGCUCCAGAGUCACCUCUCAGUUCCGCUGAAGAGUCUGUCAACGGCCUAGCAGGGGAUCUGCUCACAUCACAGUCGUCUGGUCUCAAGCCCACCUCUGAGGAUCCUUCAUGUGGGGAUUCUCAGCCUGGCACACCGCUGCCUAUACCUGGUCACUCGGGUUUAAGCAUUCAGGAGAUGGUUGCAAUGUCUCCUGAACUCGAUACUUAUGCUAUUACCAAGAAGGUGAAGGAGGUGCUGACUGAUAACAACCUUGGCCAGCGUCUGUUUGGGGAGACUAUCCUGGGUCUGACGCAGGGUUCUGUCUCAGACCUGCUGGCCAGGCCCAAACCUUGGCACAAGCUCAGCCUGAAGGGCAGGGAGCCCUUUGUUCGCAUGCAGCUCUGGCUCCAGGACCCGCACAGUGUGGAGAAACUCAUGGACAUGAAACGACUCGAGAAGAAAGCCUACAUGAAGAGGAGGCUGAGCUCCUUGAGUGAUGGCCAUUCUGUGGACGGGGGGCUUGUGGGGCCGGACUACGUGCAGGGCUCUCAAAGUCCGGGGCAGCAGCAGCUGAAGAAACCCAGGGUGGUGUUAGGACCCGAGGAGAAGGAGGCUCUGAAAAAGGCGUACCAGCAGAAACCCUAUCCCUCCCCUAAGACCAUUGAGGAGCUGGCCUCCCAGCUCAACCUGAAGACCAGUACUGUCAUCAACUGGUUCCAUAAUUAUAGGUCACGUAUCAGACGAGAGCUUUUCAUUGAGGAAAUCCAGGCAGCUGGAGGAGUCGGGCCUGGCAGUGAGGGGGGCUCCCCUUCCCUCCGUGGGUCUAAAUCAGGAGAAGGGGACAGCUGUGACGGUACAGAAUCUGAGGGCACAGUGGAGACACGCCAGGGAUUCGGUGUCAGCCUGGAGGAUCACAGGGGAGUUUGCAAAGACCACGACAUGGAGGCUGAGUCCGAGGCAGGGGGCUCUAAUAAUUCCCCUGCCCAGAUAGACUGCGUCCCCCCAGGGUCUAGCUGUGGACCAGGCGGAUUGGGGCUCUUCAGUCUCACAGAGGCAUCCCCUUGUAGCUCUGCCUCGAGUACUAAUAUCCCGGCCUCUGGCCCGGCCAGGAAUCCCAGGGACAACAAUUUGCGGAAGAAGAAAGCGGCCAACCUCAAUAACAUCAUCCACAGGCUGGAGAAGGCUGCUAGCAAAGAGGAUCCCUCGGAAUGGGAGUUCUAGCCCCCCUCCUGACCAUCCUUCGUCCCUCUUGUCUCAUAACCUCACAACCUCUAACUUGGACCCCUCCUGCUCUGUUCCAGUUGGAGAGUGGACACAGCCAAAGUCAAGCUCAGCAGCCAUUUUUACUACAGAGAAGCUUUCCAAAAAAAAGAGGAAAGAAACAAAGUGUCGUUGGCAAACCCUUAAAAAGAAGAUUUACUGAAUACCUAGAAGAACAAAUUAAGAGAACUUAAGUGUCUCUCCGUUUUUUAACUGAGUUUUGUUUUUGUACUGAGAAAAGCACUUAGCCGUCCUGCUGGCCUCUGGCCCUGCUGUACCUCCCCUCCCAUCACCAGCCACUGGUGCACCCGACUGGUUAGCCCUGAGCUGGGGUCUGACCCACAGCCGGGCUAGAAACCUGGACUGGGUAAGACAGGCAAAGGCCUGGAGCAGCAGCUGUCCCAGUGAUAGACACUGCUUGAUGAUAGAUAGAGACAGGAACUCUCUUACAAGAACUCUCACUUUCUUAAAGGAGAUGUUUUUUUCCGCUCUUCUUCUCACCUCCCAAGUGUCCACAAACCUCCCCUCACUCAGUGAGACGCCUCAUUUUUCACACUGUAGAGUGACUGUUACAAACCUUUGCCUUUUUCACUCACUGCGUGUGUGUGUGUGUUUUUUUCUUUGGUAUGUUUCGGGGUUGUGUCAGUGUGCACCCGUAUGUAUGUAUGUAUGUAUGUAUGUAUGUAUGUAUGCAUGCACACCACAAACGGUGUGUGUGUUGUUUCGAUGGCAGCAUGUCUGCUUUUGUAUCUCACUCCUACACUCUUAAGAGGGUAAUGCGAGGCCUGCCGCCUGAGCUGCCAUGGUUACUGAUGUACGAACUUUGACCUGUUAAGUCCCGUAUCCUAUCCUGCUGACAGCCAUGUGAUGGCCAGAAGGAUCACUUAAUUCCCCACAAACACACACUCAUCUGGAAAGGAAGGAGAGAAGGAACCCUUUUUUUUGUCUCCUUAGGUCCUUCUUUAAGGACGAAGGACCACCUCUCCUUUAUUUCUUCAUAUUGCAAUUUGGUUGCCAGUAAGAGAUUGCACAGUCUUCUGACUCUAAAGAAAACAAAAUAGGGAAUUUUAGGAAGCAUUUUAAUUAGUACAAAAUAAGCAGAAAAUAAAAGAAUAACAAGUUACUGUUGUUUUUUUUUUUUUAAGCAAAUUAGGAUGGAAUAAUGUUGCAUUGUUGAAAAAUACGAUACAAUGAAUUCACAUAGUACUGUAGCUGGUGAUACUUAACUCUUGUUUUGUAGGUUGCCACAGUUUGACCCAGCACUGGAUCUGCUUGGGUGUGUGUGCGCAUGUGUAUGUUGUACGUGUGUAUGUUACGUGUGUGUGUGUGUGUGUGUGUGUGUUUUUGCGCGCGCAUGUGCGCACGCACUACCAGCUAAUUUCCUGUUCACACACACAUCUUUUUAUAGGCCAAAUCAGGAGGAGCGUGUGCGUAUGUGUGUUUGUGCGUUUCAUGUGCAUUUGUAUAUUUGCCUGCAUGUAAGUCAGGGUUGAGGUCAAGUCACUCAGAGUUCAAUUUACAAAAGAAGCAUAACGGAGCUCCUGGUGAUUGGAUGGUUUUUGCAAUGUACAGUAUUUGAUUCUAUUUGUUUUGCUUUUUGUUUGGAAAGUGAAUUCACGCCAACUCUGGUGUGAGUAGUUACACUCUCCUCCAGUCUUUCCUGAAUCCAGGGAGCGUUGUUGCAUUCAAUUCUACUGUAUACACUACAAAUUUUAAGGCAUAUCACCUCCUCCUCCUCCUCCUCCUCCUCUUCCUCCUCCUCCUCCUUGUCCCACACAAGCCCUCAGUGCCUGUCAGCCCACUGCCUCCCCUUUGUGUGUAUGUGAGUGUGCGUGCACGUAUGUGUGCACUUGUGUGUUUCCAAUGAGUGUGGGGGGGUUCAUAUUUCUACUUGCACACACUACAAGUGCACAACUGACACCCUUCUUUUUAAGCUGUUUGACGCGUUACCAUUUACAUUAAUCUCACCACGUAGUAUAAUAUAAUGAUUUACUGUAGCUCGGUUUUAAUGCUAUUUUUGUUGUUGUUGCAUUUAUAGUUUGUUUUUUUUUAUUCUGCUUAUUUAUAGGUGCUGUAAUUUUUCAUUUAAUGUCUUAUCAUUUGAGUUGUCUAUUUUUUAAGGGAUUAUACUGUUCCUGAGGGCAAGUAACAUUUUUAUUAGACGUUAUAGACUGCCGGCAGUAUUGGUUAAUAUUUACAAAGAUGUACUAGUUCUCAUUUGUUUGUAUAUUCACAAAUCCUAAAAAAGUUGUAGUGUCAUUUCAAUAGCUCUUGAAUAAUGCGUUUGCUACACAUCCUGCCCACCCUGAAGCUUUUAGCUUUAUUUUCCAUGACAGUUAUGCUCUCAUAUUGCUAGCUGAAGAAUGAAAAAACAUAUCAAGAUCAGUGAUGAUUGAUAGCAUAUCCCUUUCCCUGGUGAUAAUUUCUUGUCAUCUUCUGUCAGCUGUAUCUUGGACACUCAACGUUCUUCUUUAGAUCAUCCCCUCCUCAAUCACAUGAACUUGAUGAUCAGGUCCGAGUGUAUGCUCAUUGUCACAAGAAAUUACCUAAAGAUGAGAAGACAUGCUGAAAAGAGGUCAUAUCUGCCAAAUUGAGAUUAGACAAGUUGUACCAGCUAGCAGCCUGUGAUUAUGCAGAAUUCUAUUCUAUAGCAGUCGGUAUAGCAAAGCACUUAUUAGGACAGGGUCUGUACAACACUACAACAGAGUACCAUCCCAGGCUCCUGGGAAAUGGUGGCCUUUUAUUUGUCAGCGUGGUUGUGAACCAAGCACAGACUCCAACACUAAAAUGGAAACAAACGUUGGCUGUUUUCCCCCCCCAUAUGAUGAACUGUGUCCUUUUACAGAUGACUUGUGUGACAGAACGGGAACAGGUCCCGUGUAGUUAUAAUUAGUAACCACCUGAUUAGGUUUCCCGACAGAAUUCUCCUCCUAUAUCCUACUUCCUGUUCCCUGGAUAUACAUCCACUGACACUAUAUGGACAAAAAUAUUGGAACAUAUUAAGUCGGAGGAUAUAGUGCUGUUUCUACAAAAUGUUGUAGAUCAGAGGUUCUUAACUUGGGGCCCGGGGCCCAUUCAAAUACCACCACUUUGAUUUGUAUUCAAUAAACUAUGUUUAACGUACUUACAGUUUAACAAGGCUAAACCUUGUCAAAUGACUUAAAACCAUGUGCUCAUCACAAAUAUAUUCAAACAUAAUCUAGCACAUACUUACAAUAUGCCGAACAUGUUAACACAAAAUACAAAAAUACAUUUAAUUUCCUGCAACAAAUUAAUUACAAAACUGAUGAAUUAAAUUGAAAAUAAUAAUAUAUAAAGUAAUGGAUAUGUUUUAUUAAGCUGUGAAUGAAGUAAAGGGCAAAUUCAAGUACAGCCUUAUAAUCGGCAAAUGAAUUUUAAACUUUCUUCAGCAGUUUUUAUUUUUGCUCUUUUAUAUAUGUGACAAAUAAGUCACAACUCAAUGUUAUUUAUGUUAUCCUCUUAACAAACUUGUCCAUGACUUCUGCUCCAGACUUGCAGCUGUCUUCUUCUGCUUGUGCAUUACUGCCACUAGUGGUUUACUUACACCUUGGCGUCUCACGGCCGACACACGCAAAACGAUUUUUUGGCGGCCCUCUAGGGGACCCUGUGUGUAGAUGAGUGUGGCUGGAGGUCACUGAUGUUGGACCAUCUCCUUUUGAGGUCAUUCCAAAUGUGUAAAGCAGGAGUUUGGACCAGCCCCUAAUUAAAUGACCAAUUAGGAGAGGUGUCCCACUAAUUUUGUCCAUAUAGUGUAUGCUGGCAGCCUGCGAACCCUGUUGCACAGCAUUCUAUCCCAAACGUUGUCUUUUCCCGUGGCCAUCUUGCAGAGCACCGAAGGCCGCGUCACCUUCGGCCUGCUUGCGCCGGCAGUCGACCACGAGUUUUUAUAGCUACUGUAACAUUACGCUAAGCACUUAAACCCCAUUUUAGUCGUCUUCUCGACCCCACCAUUCUAAAUCCACAUCAGAUUUGUGCCUUUAACUGCCAAGCAGGGCACCAAACGUGUGAUGUCGAAGUCUGAUCCAGUCUGAUUUUCUUCAAAUGCGCCCCCGCCCCCAUCCCAACCCAUCGUCUCUCCUGGAGAGGGUGCAGCAUGUCCUCGCUGGAAAAAGAAGAUAAUGAGCUUGUGUGUUCUUAACGACUGACCCAUUUGGGCUUCCGUGGGUCUCACAGACAGUUGCUUUUCCCCUCAAAGCAUAUCUACGUUGUAAAUAUCUAGUAGCGGCAGAAUGAAGGAGGAAGCACGCAGCAAACACUGUAAUAACACUGAAUUUAUUCAUAGGGCAUUUUUGUUUGUUUUCCUUCUGUGUCAGGUUUGCUGUGAUGUCACUGCAGGUAUUGAGAUGAUGUGUGCCAACUGUUUGGAGAAGAGAGAAAAAAGGCUAAAGUGUAAAUACGAGUCGGGCAAAGUAGCUACGGAGUCACUUAGUGUCACAGUGUGCUUUUAUUUUGAAGGCAGGACGAGAGAAGGGACGAUUCAGGACUUUUUCCAUGAUCCACAGAUAUUUUUCUACAAAUUUAAAGAUCAAGAUGAUUCUAUACACUGUUGAAUAACAUUGUAAAGGUGUAACAGAUGCUGUAUAUCAUAUCAUGUUUUUCUGAAGUCGUAAAGCUUUACUGUAUGAUCUGUUUUGAAGUAGUGCUUAUUCAUUUUUUUUUUUUUUUUUUUUUUUGUUCAUUGUGAUGGAAGCCUGGACAGCAGCACUGGUCACCCUAUUCAGGAAAAACCUUUAAAAAAAAAGAAGAAAGAAAGAAAAACCUCAGAUGUUUUUUUUUGUAAUAAUAAUAAUAAUAAUAAUACUUUUAGACUAUAUCUAAUGAAGUGGGUUUUGUAAAGAAUCACUUUGCGGAGCAGCGGUGCUGUAUGCAUAGCACACAAACUCUAGUUCAUACACACCUAAUACAGCACAAUACACUCAUCCUUUCACAUCCUUCUUUGCUUUGCGUGUUCCUUUGUUUGUUUGUUUUUUAAAAUCCUUUGGAAUCAUUUCCUUCCUAGAAUUCCCCUUCUGGAAUGCUCAACAUUUCAGUGAGAAAAAAAAAGAGGAAGCAAAAAGCCAAAUAGUGAUGUAGUCGUUUUGUUGCUACCUUGUUGUCGUCGCCUUCCUUCUGUAGCUUCAACCACAGUGUAGACUGACAACCAAAAUGACCCGGGGAGGAGAGAGAGAGAGGGCGAGCUCCUCCUUUCCUCCCCCCUUCCCUCCCCUCCAACUUUGGAAAGCUUUAAAAUGUUUGUUGAGGCUUUAGCACCUGUUUUUUUUGUUUUGUUUAGUUUGUAUUUAGACCAUUUCAUCCUGUCAUCAACAAUGCGGAACACUUUCCCUUCUGCUUAGUUGAAGAGUGUGUGAGCGCUGUGUGUUGUAGUACAAAAAAAAAGGAUGCAUGACUGUAAAAGGGAUGCUUCAUUCUCUUCCCCCUCGCCCUCCUCACAUCUCAGCACUUCUGUCACACAUGAGAUGCUGUUUUUCUCUUGUUUUUUUUUCUGUUUUCCUCAUGUAUCGUUGCUUUCUUUAUAUCUUUCUAUUUACUAAACGUAUCAUGUUGUUUGUUCUCAGCACUGUAAAACAGUCCCUUCUACAAACAUUGAAAAGCAAUAUCACUGUAUGAAACCUUCACAAUGUAUUUGUUAUGAUUGACAUUUGAUUCAUCAUCAUUAUUAUUCACAUGCACCCUAGGUGUGAUAAUUGAAGUAAAUCUCUUUUAUACAAAUACUACAAGUGUGCUGUGGUAGUUUGUUGGUGUAAACAAGUAUUCUCAGAGAAAAAGGUUCACUUUUAAGAUGUUUAUGUCAUUUGCAGCCCUCCCCCCACACACAGGUGAGUGCCUUCUAUAUAAAUCACAAUAAUUGCAAAGGCA